Messenger RNA from Penicillium brasilianum, 5097 nucleotides. The record is from the annotation of a GenBank genome assembly. NCBI's taxonomy places the organism in Eukaryota, Fungi, Ascomycota, Eurotiomycetes, Eurotiales, Aspergillaceae.
AUGCUGCCGAUCCCGGACAACCUCGCGUACCCUAUCGAGGAGAAGACAUGGGGGAAAUCCGUCGAUACACUCGAUGAGAAGAACCAGACGGAAGGAAUACUAAACGGCCAUAUAACUUGUGUAUUGCGGGCAUGGAAAAUGAUGGGCAUUACCGACCGUGCCCUAUGGAACGAUUUUCGCGAAGAAUUCGAUGGAUGGACUCUGGACACAUUCAAGGUGGCAAGCAAAACCGCAUUGAAGAUGAUUCGAAUCCACCUGACUACACACGGAGUAUGGAUCAAGAUAGCCAUCGGUGUAUCAUACGCGAAGGGAUUGUAUGACUGUCUCCAGGAGGACAUUCAACACGAAUGGACCAAAGAAGACAUCGAGGCCCAUCUGAAGGAGCACCCAGACAACUUCAACUCCAGAUGGAACCCUGCACGCGGCCAAUCACCGGCCAUCCGUCCAAAUGACCUAGCAGCGCGAGCGACUUCGGUGAACCCACUAAAUCCUCAAACUCCACGAACGAAUGUUGAGAAACCACAUAUCGAACGAAGCGACCAGAGAUGGGAAGAAGCCAGAUCCGUCACGCUCGAUACAGCCUAUAUAGAUAAUCGCAUACAGCAACAAUCCGAUUACGGUAGAUUCCAACAAAAUUCCUCGGACAUGUCGUUACCGAGAAUGAUUGAAGCAGUAACGAGGCAGUACAGCAACGCGGACGACAAGUAUGGCGGAGGACUGUAUGAUGACUUCAACACAAAGUUAGUCAAGUUUUACGACGUCUGUGAAAAGAUCGGCCUACAGGAGCAUCAAUUUCACAUUGCAUUCUCGCUUCUGCUGAAAGGAAAGGCGGAGAAAUAUUACUUCACAAGGAUCAAGGGAAAGGCGAGAGAUUUUCCAACAAUGGUAGAAAUGAUGAGGGCGCACUUUGACACAGAAGAAAACCGUCAAAGAUCUAUCACUGAAUGGAGAGAGACUACCUUUCCGAGGAUCAUUGCUCAGAACCCGGAGAAGUCGCGCUCGGAAUGCCUCGAGAUACUCUUCGAAACACUCGAGAGGAUCCAGCCAGGAUUGCCCCCAGAACACCGGUCGGAGACGACCCUACGGGAACAAACAAUAAAUGCCUGUAGAGGUGUUGAGGAAUGCAAAUUCUCCUUACACAGGCCGGCGAGCACUCUGGAGGGGGUGCAAGCGGAACUACGAUCAGCAGUUGCCAAUGCGACUUUUUCACCACGGUCGGGGCAAUUUCAAGCUCAUGAGGAGUACGACGUGCACGAUCAGCAUUGGACUGACCGCACAUACGGAGGGAGAGGCCGUGGCCGCGGAAGUUAUAGCCAGCACAGAGGAAGCUACGCUUACGGUAACAACCGUGAACUCACUCCCUUUCGUGGAUCAGCACCGCGAGGAAGCUACCGUGGGAGUCGACGGGGCCAUCAAGGGUCCCGCCAAGGGAGAUGCUAUGUCUGUGGACGACCAGGGUGCUGGUCGAAGUAUCAUACCGGGGAGGAACGAAGACAAUCACUCGAUAACUUCCGCCAGCAACACUACUUCACCACAGGCCAAGCGGCCACCCCACAGGAUUUCCAGAUGUUCCUUAGUGAUUUUGAAGGAGACGAAAAGACAGAAGUGCUGGACAGCAGCGACAGGCAUGGAUCAACCCCGAUGCUCGCAGACAUGACUAUCGAGGAUGACGGGCACGAGGGGUUCUUCACAGAGCUCGGAGAAGUCGACGGGAUUAGAAUGAUAUCCAUCCUAAACGACCAGUCAGCGUACCACUUUCUCACUAAAGACGACAUUUUCCAGCAGCGACAAGCCAACGGACAGGCCAUUGAAGUGUUCACACUCGACAACCGGUAUUCAGCUGACACCUUCCAAGGCAUUAUGCCAGAUACUGGAGCCUCUGGAGUUUCAUCUGCGGGUGAACCUCAAUUCAAGGCAUUGUGCAAGUUAGACCCCAAAGUCAGACUCAAUACCUCCCGGGCUGGGGAACAUAAGAUCAAAUUUGGAGACGGAGACCCAAAAGUCUCCUUAGGCACUGCCGAUGUCGAUACCCCAAUUGGCUCUAUUACCUUUCACAUCCUUCCCACGAACACACCAUUUCUCUUCUGCCUCAAGGACAUGGACGCUAUGGGAGUGGAGUUACGAAAUAAGAAGAAUGUGCUCGAGCGAGGAGACAAGAGAGUACCUAUUGUACGUAAAUGGGGACACCCAUGGAUGUUGCUGCACAAUCUGGAGGAGGCAGCAGCAUGGAGCCACCUUACCGAAUCAGAGCUACGACAACUUCACCGGCGUUUCGGACACCCGUCAGUACAUAGAUUGACCCGAAUCCUACAACGCGCCGGGCACGAGGUGAAUUCGCAGUGCAUCGACUACCUCACGAAAUUCUGCCACCAUUGCCAGAUGAAAGGUAGAUCUCCAGGACGAUUCAAAUUCACUUUGAAAGAUGACUAUGAGUUCAACUACUCGGUCAUCGUCGACAUCCUGUACCUGGAAGGAAAACCUGUUUUGCAGGUCAUCGAUGCAGCCACGUCAUUUGGUGCUGCGAGAUUCCUGAGAGACAUGUCGGCACGUAAUGCCUGGGACACACUUCGUGCAUGCUGGAUCGAUACCUACCAGGGACCCCCGGACUACGUUGUGCACGAUGCGGGGAAGAACUUCACAUCUACCGAGUUCAAGCAGCUUGCAUCGUCGAUGUCGAUCAAGGUGAAGGAGGUCCCCGUGGAAGCCCAUAAUAGCGUCGGGAAAGUGGAACGAUACCAUGCACCACUGCGCCGUGCCUACGAAAUUCUCAGGGAAGAGCUCAAGGACGAGAACAUUGACAGGGAGAUGAUCCUGCAGAUGGCCGUGAAAGCUGUUAACGACUCAGCCGGACCAGAUGGAAUUGUCCCAACGUUGCUUGUCUUCGGGGCAUACCCGAGAAUGACCGAAAUGGACCCACCAUCACCUUCGGUAGUCAAGAGAGCUGAGGCUAUCCGUGCUGCAACCAAAGAGGUCCGGCGCCUGCAUGCGGAGCGCCAGGUGAAUGACGCGCUUGCUAUGCGCAACGGCCCGAAUAUUACCACCACGUUGGACCUACCUUUGCAGUCAGAUGUUCGAGUCUGGCGCGAGAAAGGCGGAUGGAAGGGCCCAUACAAGCUCUUAGCGAUGAAUGGAGAAAUUUGCACCGUGGAUAUGCCAUAUGGUCCUACGAAAUUCCGAUCAACUGUUGUCAAGCCCUACCACAGAGAAGAACUCCAAGAGGAAGAGGGAGGGCAACGUCGGAUCAGGGCAGAGGACGACCAAGUGGAUAGGACUGUCGAUUCGGAACAAGUCCACGAGCCCGAUAAACCAGUCGAAAUCCAACGACGAGGUCGAGGACGACCACUAGGAUCGAAAAAUAAACCGAAGCCGCAGACAACCAUGCGGCGGAGCACCCGACGAAACCCUACUCAUCAUCAAGACCUCGAGGAUCAAUUCAUCAAUGCUAUCUGGGAAGGACAAGACGUUACAAUGGCACUCAUGACGAACAAAGAACGAGCAGAUAUGGAACUGUCCAUUAAGUUGAGGAAUGACGGUGUCAUCACGACCCCUGGAUUGCCAUUUGAUCAAUCUCGGAACGAGGAGAUCGAAGGGCUAAUAGCCAGAGGCGUGUUCGACUUCGUACGAUACGACCCAGUCAAGCACGCUGGUAUACGCAUCUUCAAUUCCCGUUUGGUCAAUGAAAUCAAGGGCAAAGCCACGGGUACGCCUUUCGAGAAGUCACGACUCGUUAUCCAGGCCUACAAUGACGAAAGGAAAGGGAUGAUUCUUACCCAAUCCCCGACGAUCCAACGAGCCAGCCAACGGGUCAUCGUCGCACUGGCCCCGUCACUGAGCGAAAAGAACAUCAGCCUAUCGAUCCGGGACAUUACGCAGGCAUAUGUCCAGUCAACAACCUCAUUGAACCGACUGAUUCUGGCGCAGCUACCCAAGGAGAUCAAGACCAAGUUCCCAGCCGGCACGAUCAUGGUAGUGCGGAAGCCGUUAUACGGGAUCCCUGAAGCCGGAACCCAUUGGUGGGCGACGUACCACAAGCACCACCGGGAAAAGCUCAAGAUGGUCACAUCUACUUACGACCCAUGCCUGUUGAUCUCGACAGCAAAUGAAGCUUUCGGUGUUGUCGGAAUGCAAACCGAUGACACUCUGAUUUUGGGGUCCGACGAGUUCGCCAAGCUCGAGGAGAAGGAAUUGGCAGAAGCAAAGUUCAGCGCUAAACCUAAGGAUACACUAUCUCCAGAGAACCCGCUGAUAUUCAAUGGCUGUGUCCUGACACAGAAGGAAGGAGACGUUGCCGUUGAAUUACGCCAGAAGGAGCAGGGUAAGAAGCUCAAGCUCAUCGACCACCAAUCCAAGGACCUCAAGCAAGGAUACAUGGAACAACGUGCUCGCGGAGCUUACAUUGCGACGAUCUGCCAGCCGGAAGCUGCAUUCGACCUAUCCGUUGCCGCCCAACACCAGAAUCCUACGGAAGCCGACGUCAACGCGUUGAACAAACGCAUCAAGUGGCAAAUGAAGAACCUGGACAGGGGCAUCAAAUACAUCGCGAUAGAUCUCUCAACUGCAAAGCUCUUCGUAUUUGUCGAUGGCUCAUUCGCGAACAACAAAGAUUUCAGCUCCCAGAUUGGAUAUGAGAUUAUUCUCGCAAACGAGUCCACACAGGAUGAGGAAUUUGAGAUCACCGGAAACCUGAUCCAUUGGAGCUCAACCAAGAGCAAACGAGUCACCAGAAGCGUCCUAGCAUCGGAGAUCUAUGGGAUGGUAGGAGGUGUCGACAUGGCAAUUGCAAUCGGCACAACAGUCAAGAUGAUCAUGGACCAACUCGGCUUUGGGAAGAUCCCUACCAUCGUAUGCACGGACUCAUACUCUCUUUACGAAUGUCUCGUCAAGCUCGGAACCACCAAGGAAAAGCGCCUCAUGAUCGACAUCAUGGCACUUCGCCAGUCAUACGAGCGAAGAGAGAUAAUGGAGAUAAGGUGGAUCAACGGGAGCGACAACCCUGCAGAUGCAAUGACCAAAGCAGACCCCAACAAGGCCUUGGAGAAGUUCGUCAACACCAAUAACUUGCGAGUGCGAGUUGAGGGAUGGGUGGAGAGAAAAUAG